AACUUGAGAAAAAAAAAUGGCUCAGUGUCCAUGUCUUCGGCAAUUAUGCUUAACGAGUAAGAAGGCAUAUGAAUUACAAAUAUCUGAACUGACCAUUGCCAGUUGUGUUGAUUGUCACACACUAACUUAUGUGAAGUGGAUAUUGAUGGUUGCAUAAUGCUGUUGUGGCUUCUGCAUUGCCACGCAUGCUGGGAAAACUUAGUAUCUGAGGAAGUAAAGCAUUAUGCACCAAAGAGGAUUUAUUUUUUUGCAUCUCAUGGUAUUAGUUUUCCGCUAUCUCUCCAUGCUGAGGUUUGUUGAUAUGAUUGAGUGACAAGAGCGGAUAUUAGGCCCAUGCAGUGAAUCAACAUUGCAGAAAAUGCAACAAUUAUGAAGUCCUAUUCGCUAUCAACAGGAGGCAGCCAUUCUUAUUUGACACUGGCCACAGGAACCCUGAUCACUUUUGCAUAUGUAUAUGUAGAAAAACAUAUUGAGUUUCCUAUCCUUUUUAUGAAUGGUGUUCUAGUGCAGUAGAACAAGUUGUCAUAGGAGUGAGAAUGCCAUGUAUCCAGCAACACUCAGAUGAGCUCAUACUUCAUCAGUUGAAUAAUAUAAGUUAUUAUGGGAUUAUGAGAUACCGUAAUCACAUAGAUGUGAAAAUUAAAUGUUAUUGGAGUUGUGCUAGGCAAAUCAUGUCUGUGAGCUGCACUGUAGCUAACCUCUGACUCGUGUGCAUGUGUCCCUUCCAUAUUUAUCAUAACAGUCGUGUGCAUAUGUGACCAAUAUCAGACGAUCAUCAUUGUCAAGCUCACGAUGCAACUCAAGUGAGCUGGUACCAGUUUGUUCUUGUUAAGAUCUCAGCAUGGUUGUAGCUUGCACUAUUGUUUACAGUACUGCUGUUUCACUGGCUUAUAGUAUUGAUAUUGAUAUUUGAUAAAAGUAAGUAGUUUGUUUUUAUCGGAUAUGUUUCCGAAGGAACAAAGUACUUCCUCCGUCUAAAAAUAUGCUAAUGUGUUAUGCCGCUAUUCCACUGAUAAUAUGGAUAUUAAAAAACUGACAUUGCAAAUGUUUAUGCUGUUAUAUGCAAGUUGAGUGAUGUUUAUUUCAGUUGAACUAUUGAUAGUGAUGGUGGUUAACUCUUUUGUAAUCAUAUUAUUAUUUACUUAACAGUACUCAACUAUGUUUCUUAUCACUAUCAGUAAUGAAAGACUUCCAGGUUGUGUUUCGUAAGGGUAAGCAUGACUUAGUAUUAUUAUUAUUAUUACUAUUUGUUCUUCUUAUGCUAUGCAUACAAUAUUUUUCUAGAAACACAAGGGUUAGCUGUUUAUACACUGUCUGCAAUGUGCAUCUAGGCAUCUAGCCUUCUAGUAUACUGAAGGUAUGCAACUGGGGACCAACUAGAAGCCACCACCGUCCAUUUACCAGGAUCAGAUGAUGAUACAUGUAGGCAUGUGGCUACAGACCUCAUUUUAGAUUCUCACAGCUGUGUGUGAACACAUUCCAUUGUGUAGUCAGGUCUAUCAGACAAAUGAACGAACACAAUUUUUCCUCUUUUGAUUUGGGACCAUCCUACUCCUACCUUGGUUUCUCACGGUUCAAAAAGAACGUCGAUGGUUUCAAGAGAGUGCCUUGUCAAAUGAAGAAACAUGGGACAAGCUAGAAGCCACCAAAUUGGUUGUUCAGGAAAAUGAACGGAGCUCAACCUGAUACCUAUCAAGCUUAAUAUCCUUCAUUUGGGAUUCAGGCAGAGGUAAGCCUAAUAUGACAUUUAUGUUAGAAGAAGCACAUGAUUGAGCGCAUUAACACUCUACUAUAAUAAACUUUUGGUCUAUGGGCCAUAUGGUGCCUGCAGGAUCUAUCCACGCAGUUAACCAUGGCACAAAACUGGUACAACCAUGGGAUCUUUUUUCUCCCUUCCCUUUUUUUCCUAAAGAAAAAAAGAGUCUGGAGAUCUUUUCAGAUGGUACAAAUGCAAAUAGGUAUAAAUGUCCAAAUUCUAGCAAGAUUCAAACAAGUUGCAGGGCUUUCUUGCCAAAAUCCAAGGUAGCAUCACAAGCAGAUAAUAAUAACAAUACAUAUUAGGUAAACAAGUUGCACAAGUGGGCCUUUGUAUAUUCCCAGCCAGCCAUUCAAGAGAGAAGGGUUUCUUUCCCAGCCAAUCAAGUAUGACAGUGUAGCUCGCCUAUCAGAGCACUUUGGACUGCACAUUUACUUUAUUUAUUGCACCACUUGAUUAUUAUUUAUUCUCCUGAUGUUAAUCGUAAUAUCUUUGUACUUUUUAUUUUAGCAUAGAGCCAUCGACACAAGUGACGCCAAAAGUAUAAACUAAAGCUGUUGUCUUUUGUUAAGAUCAGAAGUUCAGAACCAGCAGUCAACCCAUUGGUCUGCAGAAAGCUUAACAUGUCUUAGGUCCAAUAUGUAGUGUAUAUAUAAACGUUUUGAAGUUGGCGGAAAUAAUGAGAAGCUUCUUGACUUGCAACUCUGUCAACAUCUUAGCUAAGCUUUCUCCCUUUCUGUUCCUGCCCAUCUGCUCAGCUAUAUAUUCUGAAACAUUUGCAAGAAUUGAAGCAUAUAACAUCUGAUGUUCUUCUUCUAGAUCAUCCUGCCAAGGAUGGUGACAAGUAAGAUACUGCACCACCAGGAGCUGUGUGCCCAUCGAUCCAUGUCUGAGGUUUCAGGCAUAGUGGAUGAAACAUUAGGAAAGAGGCCAUUGGGUGGGCAGGAUACUCUGAAAUACAGGGUGUUUGCUAGUACAUGGAAUGUUGGUGGCAUAAUACCAUCAGAUGAUCUAAACUUAGAAGAUUGGUUGGAUACAAGGGCUAACUCCUACGAUAUAUAUGUCCUAGGGUUCCAAGAAAUAGUGCCACUCAAUGCAAUAAAUGUCCUUGGUCCUAGCAAGAGAUGCAUAUCUACAAAGUGGAACUCACUAAUUGGGAAGGCACUGAACAAAAAUAAGACGCAAGAUGGGGAACAGUUGCAUCAUACAACUACAAAUAACAGUGCAAUAGAGAGCUUCACACAACAGGGAUGCUUUAGAUGCAUCAGGAGCAAGCAGAUGGUGGGCAUAUUUGCCUCAGUCUGGGUGAGAAGCAAUCUUAGGCCAUACAUUCGCCAUUUGAAUGUGUCAUGUGUUGGAUCGGGUAUCAUGGGCUACCUAGGGAACAAGGGUUCAGUGUCAGUUCGAUUCUUGUUGCACGAGAUGAGCUUUUGCAUUGUUUGUUGUCACCUGGCUUCAGGUGGCAAACAAGGGGAUGUACUGCUGAGGAAUUUUGAUGCAGCGGACAUACUUGCAAGGACGACAUUCCAUGGCGAUGGAAAUAAAAAGCUGCCAAAGAAGAUCCUUGAUCACGAUCAGGUACUUUUGCUUGGUGACUUGAAUUAUAGGAUAUCACUGGAAGAGACCGAGACAAGGUUGCUGGUGAAAGCUAAGAACUGGUCCACCUUGUUAGAGAACGAUCAGCUAGUGUCUGAGUUCUCGACUGGUCGACUUUUCGAAGGCUUUCAAGAAGGGUCAGUCACCUUCUCUCCCACCUACAAGUACCAGCCAAACUCUGAUCAAUACUACUGGUGCUUCGAGGCAGCGCGGGGCGAGAAGAAACGUGCUCCCGCAUGGUGCGAUCGCAUUCUUUGGCGUGGUAAGGACUUGAAACAAAUCCAAUACGAGACUUGCGACUACAAGUUAUCGGACCACCGACCCGUGAGAGCGGGUUUCUUUGCGGAAUGCAAGAUCAAGGGAGAUCUGGACUCUGUUGGUGGCUUCAUCUCGAGUAUGCCAGAUGCCUGACAAUUCUAGAUGGAAAUUUUGCACCGUUUAGCCCAAGUCACAGACCUUGAAUGUAAAAUAUUAAACAAUCACAGCCAUAGCAAGCAAGAAUAUAGGAUGAGUUUUAUGAGAUCUCCAAUGUUCAAUGUCGACUGGAGCAGGUCUUAAGUUAUUAUUAGGUAUAUAAAUGUUUGUUUUAUGAUCUACUUCUGUGUCAGCUUAGUUCUUCCAUAAGUUGCCAUUUUAUUGAAUGAACAAGUAUUCUGUAAACAUUAUGGCUGGAGAAAUCAGGUGUUCUUCA
Messenger RNA from Lolium perenne, 4043 nucleotides. Its product is annotated as type IV inositol polyphosphate 5-phosphatase 9. Gene Ontology annotation, biological process: phosphatidylinositol dephosphorylation. Lineage: Eukaryota; Viridiplantae; Streptophyta; Magnoliopsida; Poales; Poaceae. Gene Ontology annotation, molecular function: phosphatidylinositol-3,4,5-trisphosphate 5-phosphatase activity; inositol-polyphosphate 5-phosphatase activity; phosphatidylinositol-4,5-bisphosphate 5-phosphatase activity. The record is from RefSeq and is a predicted model, not a curated record.